Molecule: messenger RNA, 1560 nt
Organism: Populus trichocarpa (black cottonwood)
Lineage: Eukaryota; Viridiplantae; Streptophyta; Magnoliopsida; Malpighiales; Salicaceae
Product: 3'-5' exonuclease-like
Exons: 7
Coding region: 253-888 (211 amino acids)
Biological process (GO): nucleobase-containing compound metabolic process
Molecular function (GO): nucleic acid binding; 3'-5' exonuclease activity
Source: RefSeq, a predicted model, not a curated record
UGCGUUUUUUCAACAUCAGGUGGGAGAGUGAUUUCUUUUGAAUCAAUUGAACCCUAAUUCCUCUUCUCCCUGGAAUUCUUCAUUUCCAUGAGAGACUUUGAACACCGUCGUCGUUGCCAUCAUCAUCAACAGCAACUAUAAUCAAGAAACGACAUUCAAGUCCACAAAAGGAUCAAUAACUUCCAAGAAAUCGACACCAAUUUCCCAGUUCUCUUUUCUCUCUCUCUCUCUCCCUGUCAAGGUAGUGUGAAGAUGAGAUAUCCUGCAUUGAAGUUCAGGGGUCAAAUUUUGUAUAGCAGAACUUCUAUGGAGGUAGAAAAGGCUGCAAGGGAGCUUUUACAGAGUCUUAAAGUUAAAAAGGGUGUGUUGCCUGGAAAAACUGCAGUUAUGCAGAUAUGUGGGAACACCAGCCUUUGUCAUGCGAUGCAUAUUUUUCAUUCUGGAAUCACAAGUCUGCAGUUUCUUCUAGAGGAUUCUACACUUGUAAAAGUUGGUGUUGGCAUAAGCAGUGACUGUGCUGAGGUUCUUAGAGAUUAUAAUGUCUCAGUUAAAUCAGUGGAGGACCUUUCCUAUCAUGCAAAUCAAAAGCUUGGUAGAGAACCUAAAACUUGGGGUCUUCGCUCUAGCAAAGAUUCUUGUUUGCAAAGAGAAAUUCUAGUUAAGUUACCGAAACUUCACAGCUUCGAAAGCCCAACAGAAUCAGACUUGGAAACUGGGAAGCAGAUGUUUUAUCAAAAGAACAACCUACAAUAUGCUGCCACUGAUGCCAUGGUUUCUUGGAAACUAUACCAAGUGUUAAAGAGCCUCCCAGACGCAAAGGAUGCCCCACUGACCAUACAAGUGAGAAAGUUGAAUCAACAUAACUAUAGGACCACCAUCCGUACCUAGUUGGGCCUUAGAGCGGAAAAACUUGGCUACAUCUUGGAAAGCUUCGAAGAGAAAGAAGUGACAUGCAUGGACACAAGGGGUUAUAUUCUCCACUGAGAUCACCAAAUCACAGUAUCACACAGUACGUUCAAAAUGUAUUUCAAAAGCAAAAUCUUGAAUACUAUCAUGUGUCUUAAUCAUGGACCAUGGACCCCCUAAUUUCCCGGUUGAAAUCAAUGGGAAAAUCCAACAUCUCACAUGCCUGGCACAUGGUGCUAAAAGAGACACAAGGUGUUGGAAACCCUUUAUGCCCAUCACUCUCUUGUUCUCUAUGGAAAAAAUGAAAGUCAUGAAACCAUCAAAUUCAUCGGUUGAUUCAGUGACCUUUGCAGCCGUAAAGAUUUGCUGCUGUACUGUACACAAAUUUAUGGACAAGCAAAAAGUCUAAAAAACGAGGUUCCAGCAUGUAGUAAAAAGAGGAUUUGUUUGUCGCUCGUGGUAAGGUACUGUUGUCAAUUAUCUCUUUUCAUAGUUUUUUAAUCAUGUGUAAACUUUCCAUUCCGGCACUUGAGAUGAUUUGUCCCUUCUCUCAAGUGUAGCUGUCAAUUUUCUUCUUUUAAAUUAUCAUUGUUUUUCAUGUGUAACCAUUUCAGCAGUAAUUGAGAUGAAUUUGUCCUCUUUCCUCUGCCAUAA